AUGACAUUCUACAUAAAACUAUACUUUGCCAUUGCUUUAUUGCUCAGUAUUUCCUCUGCACAGGGUCCUCCCCCGGCCAAUAUCCGCUGCCACUCAGACUGGAUUCAAGACGACAACGUCGGCGGCACAUGUAAAUGCGAGUUAGGAGAUCUCACAGGAUGUUCCAAAAGUGAUCUGGGAACAUGCAACGGCAGGGAUCUUUCAUCCUCCAGCGAGCUCAUGCCUGGUCACGAAACCGAAGGCUGCACCGAAGCCAAUGCCGGCUGCGACUCCUGUUUUCUCUGGUUUGACAAAGUGUGCAAUUGCCUGAAAGAUGGCUGUCCCGAUAGUCCCAGCACCCAUUCAUGGAUCCGGUUACCCGAUGGGAAAAUUACUAGCAAGAAACGAAUGGCAGGGAUCUUGGAACUUUCGUCGGAAGAGCCUUGGGAAUGGGGUCAGAGCAUUGCGACCUCAGAGGAGGCUCUGGUGAUCAACUCUGUUAAAGCGCGGAAGCAGGAGCAGAUCCACAUGCAUGUUUGUGAGGCGAGGAAAGGAAAGCCCGGUGGCGUUAGAGAGCUUCUGGGGGGCUUGCAGAAAUCGGACUAUGCCACGCUGAAGCAGGUGAAGAAUCAAGAUGAUUGGUGGUGUCGGGUUCAGAGCUCCCCGAACACCCAUAUCACUAAUGUGAUUAGUGAUAUCAAAUCGAAAGUUACGAAGAAUCCCGGCUGUAGUAAUUUGAUAGGUGCUGCAGUGUUGACGGAUACUAAUGGUUUCAAAUGGGUGUGUCUUACUACAGGACUUGGCUCUACCCAGGGACAGUUCUGUGCGGCUAAUGAAGGUUGA
Molecule: messenger RNA, 822 nt
Organism: Penicillium waksmanii
Lineage: Eukaryota; Fungi; Ascomycota; Eurotiomycetes; Eurotiales; Aspergillaceae
Exons: 1
Coding region: 1-822 (273 amino acids)
Source: RefSeq, a predicted model, not a curated record